CUGCGAGGCCGAGCCACGACUCGCACAGUCCGUGACCAGUUGAGCAUACGCGGCCAACUUUCCGUCUUUAUGAGAGGUGUAUCCGUGACGGUGUUGAUUCACCGGGUUUUGUGAGACAGAAUCGCUUGAUCUGCAGUUCGAAGAACAGUCUCGUCGACGCAGACAAGAUGGGAUUCAAGUUUCUCGAAGUGAUAAAACCGUUUUGCAGUAUACUGCCGGAAAUAGCGAAGCCGCAGCGAAAGAUCCAGUUCAGGGAAAAGGUAUUAUGGACAGCAAUCACAUUAUUUAUCUUCUUAGUAUGUUGCCAGAUCCCAUUGUUUGGUAUCAUGUCUUCGGACAGUGCGGAUCCUUUUUACUGGAUCCGUGUGAUACUUGCGUCAAAUAGAGGAACACUGAUGGAAUUGGGUAUCUCGCCAAUUGUCACUUCUGGUCUCAUUAUGCAGCUGUUACAUGGUGCAAAAAUUAUAGAAGUUGGUGACACGCCAAAAGACAGAGCGUUAUUCAAUGGAGCGCAGAAAUUAUUUGGCAUGGUCAUAACUGUUGGACAAGCUAUUGUUUACGUAAUGACGGGAAUGUAUGGAGAUCCGACUGAAAUUGGAGCUGGUGUUUGUCUUCUGAUCAUCAUUCAGUUGUUUGUUGCUGGGCUUAUUGUAUUGCUAUUGGACGAGCUGCUUCAGAAAGGAUAUGGAUUGGGAAGCGGAAUAUCUCUCUUCAUCGCUACCAACAUUUGCGAGACCAUUGUCUGGAAGGCAUUUUCUCCAGCUACAGUCAACACUGGUCGUGGCACAGAAUUUGAAGGAGCCGUAAUCGCUCUAUUUCAUUUAUUGGCUACUAGACAGGACAAAGUCAGAGCUCUCCGAGAAGCAUUUUACAGACAGAAUCUUCCAAAUCUGAUGAAUCUUCUCGCUACCAUUCUCGUGUUUGCUAUCGUUAUUUACUUCCAGGGCUUCCGUGUGGAUCUUCCAAUCAAGUCCGCCAGAUAUCGUGGCCAGUACAGCAGCUAUCCGAUUAAAUUGUUUUACACCAGCAAUAUUCCGAUUAUCCUCCAGUCGGCUUUGGUAUCGAACUUGUACGUCAUCUCCCAGAUGUUGGCCGUUAAAUUCCAAGGAAAUCUCAUAGUGAAUCUGCUGGGCGUUUGGUCAGACGUCGGCGGCGGCGGUCCUGCCAGAUCGUAUCCGGUUGGUGGACUGUGUUAUUAUUUAUCACCUCCAGAAUCGGUCGGCCACAUCGUUCAAGACCCUGUCCAUGCUGUGCUUUACAUUCUCUUCAUGCUCGGCUCAUGCGCUUUCUUCUCCAAGACGUGGAUCGAGGUUUCCGGAAGCUCUGCAAAGGAUGUUGCUAAACAACUGAGGGAACAGCAGAUGGUGAUGCGAGGCCACAGAGACAAUUCCAUGAUUCGCGAACUGAAUCGAUACAUUCCGACCGCUGCGGCGUUCGGCGGGUUGUGCAUCGGAGCGUUGUCCGUGCUGGCGGACUUUUUGGGCGCGAUCGGUUCCGGAACCGGUAUCUUACUUGCUGUCACAAUCAUAUAUCAGUACUUCGAGAUCUUCGUCAAGGAGCAAAGUGAAAUGGGUGGCAUGAGCACGUUACUUUUCUAAACCUAAUCAAUCUAUAGACUUGAAAAGUGAACUUUUUUAAUUAUAAAGAACUGAGUAAUAAUUUAUUAAAAAAUAUAUGUAAAAUAGGUUGGAUUGGUAGCUGCGUGUGUCUGAAGCUCGCAGAACAAUAAGAAAACACACGACCAGCGCCAAUUGAAAGUUUCCUGUUUAUUACAUACAUAAAAAAUCGCAUAUUUAACUUACUGGAUAUGUUGUCAAAUUCUCUGCUCAAGAAACGUUGUUGGUGAGACUUUCCAAAAUAGUUUAUGUAAAGCUUUGUAUGUAUUAUUUCUCUCUCUUUUUUUUUAAAUACAAAGAAACUACAUUAACGUAUGUAAUCAUUGACGCGACGCACUUUCAUACUCGGAAACUAUAUUUUUUUUUACGUCAACUUUUGAAAUUCUUGUUCUUAUGUUGCGGAAGAGAGGAGAGAGAUAGGAAUGUAUACUCUUUACUUUUACAUCAAACAAAUGAUUCUACGCUACGUCAGUGUAUGUAUAUUAUACCACUGUAAAACAAAGACAUGAUACAUUGACUUGGCGUGAAGAGAGAACUCGGACAUAAUAUACAAAAUGCUCGCGAUUGAAGACGCCGCGCUCGCAUGA
Pseudomyrmex gracilis is the source of this 2203-nucleotide messenger RNA. It is a transcript of the gene Sec61alpha, whose product is annotated as protein transport protein Sec61 subunit alpha. Gene Ontology annotation, cellular component: Sec61 translocon complex; membrane. Bases 168 to 1598 code for a protein of 476 amino acids. Gene Ontology annotation, biological process: SRP-dependent cotranslational protein targeting to membrane, translocation; post-translational protein targeting to membrane, translocation. Lineage: Eukaryota; Metazoa; Arthropoda; Insecta; Hymenoptera; Formicidae. The transcript is spliced from 8 exons. The record is from RefSeq and is a predicted model, not a curated record. Gene Ontology annotation, molecular function: signal sequence receptor activity; transmembrane protein transporter activity; ribosome binding.